Molecule: messenger RNA, 3558 nt
Organism: Emiliania huxleyi CCMP1516
Lineage: Eukaryota; Haptophyta; Isochrysidales; Noelaerhabdaceae
Exons: 16
Coding region: 1-3558 (1185 amino acids)
Source: RefSeq, a predicted model, not a curated record
AUGCUCGACGCGACGCCCUCGAACGCCGCCGCUCGCCCGCCUGCUGGCCGCGGGGACCCGUUCAUCAACACGCGCAACCGCACCAAUAUCCUCAUCGAGCCACCCCAGACCGAACACCCGACGCUCGCUCUCACAACGCCUGCCUCGCGCAAACCCAACAAGACCGACAAGCCGUCCGCGGACCCGCCGGCCGCGGAGCUCUCCAACGGCCUGCCCACUCCCUUUUGUCCAUUCAUGCGCGAGCCCUCUUCCGCGCCUGACCGCGCCCAGCAGCUGUUGUGGGCCGUCCUCCUGCUGCUCGGAGCGUGCGGCGUGCGGCUGUGCGAGUGGUGGCCGCCGCGCUUCGGUGCGGCCUCGGGGCGGAGGAGCAAAGGGCGCCUCGUGCGGUGCCGGACGGGGUUGUGCCGCGGCGCGUGGCUUCUCACCGCGCUGCUCCCAUCAAGUGCGCUGUCGCCGUCGCCGCGAUCGCCGCCACCGCCCGGCAGUGGCUGCGAGAACGCCAUGCCCUUCGAUCGGACCGCCUUUUUCGAAUUGGACCCAAUCGAUCCAAGCGCAUAUAAUAGCUCUCAGUGCCCAGGAACAUCUUUCACCGCGACCGGCAGCGUCGUCUGGCUGCGCCUCACCAACGUGCGCACGUUUCCCCUCGAGCUGCAUACCUGCUCGGCUGACACAGACGUCGAUACCGACCUGUCCAUCUUCACGGGAAGCUGCGACACGCUCACGCAGGUGGCAUGCAACGGCGGCGGGGACGUCAACGAGCACGGCGGCGUCGUCGCCGCGUGGGACAGCGGUGCGGUCUCGAUAAUCAGCUCGAAGGAGGGCGGCCUCGUCUGGGUGUAUCAGAACAGCGGUGCGGUCUCGAUUAUCGGCUCGGAUGUGAGAAACAGCUCUGCUAAAUACGGCGGCGUCGUCUACGCGCAUAAGAGCGGUGCGGUCUCGAUAAUCGGCUCGACCGUGACGAGCUGCUCGGCUGACGUUUACGGCGGCGUCGUCUACGCGGAGGGCAGCGGCGCGGUCUCGAUAAUCGACUCAGACGUGACGGGCUGUUCGGCUCAGUGGUUCGGCGGCGUCAUCUACUCGACGGAAAGCGGUGCGGUCUCGCUAAUCGGUUCGGCCGUGACUGGCUGCUCAGCUGGCGAGUUCGCCGGCGUCGUCUACGCGUCUCACAGCGGUGCGGUCUCGCUGAUCGGCUCGCACGUGACGGGCUGCUCUGCUCGGAACGGCGGCGUCGUCUACGCGGUGAGAAUCGGUGCGGUCUCAAUAAUCGGCUCGACCGUGACGAACUGCUCGGCUGGCGAGUACGGCGGCGUCGUCUACGCGGAGGGCAGCAUCGUCCACGGAAAAGGCGGCGUCGUCUACGCGGAUGACAGCGGUGCGGUCUCGAUAACCAGCUCGAAGGUGACGGGCUGCUCGGCUGGCGAGAUUGUCACCGUCUUGUCCACCACCUACUCCACGCGUCUGCCUCCAGAGUACACUGGCUGGACCGACGCAGUAGCCGACGCCGUCUCCAUCGACUGGUCGGGACUUUUCUUGCCACAGCAGUGCCUCGGCUACGGUUUGCGGCUGCUCGCCAUCGCUCUCUCGCCCGUCGCCCUCAUAGCGCUGCUAAUGAUCGCGGGAGUAAGCCUGCGGCUCCACCCCUGGCGCGCCGCCCCGGCGCCGCACGCGAGGCCGUGGUACGCACUGGCGGCCCUCGGCCUCCUCGACCUCACGCCGGCCGGUCUCGUGCUCGUCUUCUGCUUUGCCUACACCAUCUCUCCGCCCGGCAAGUCGCUGCGGCAGGUCUUCUACAUGCGGCUGGACGCGAGCGUCGAGUGCUACACCGAGGAUCACAAGUCUAUCACCGACCUCGCCAUCGGUUUCAUCGUCGUAUGGCCCGUCGGUUCGCUGGUCCUGUUCACGGCGCUCCUCUUCGCUUGCCACAAGCCGCUGCAGGCCAAGACGCCGACGGCGCUGACGCGAGCGACCGCCUUCCUACAUCGGGAGUACAAAACGACCUUUUACUGGUGGGAGGCGUUGGAGCUGGCGCGCAAGCUCGUGCUGACGGGAUUCGUGCUGCUGAUCCCGGAGGAGAACGCCUUGCUUCGGCUCGUGGUGGCAACGCUCAUCUGCUCCUGCUAUGUCGCGCUCGUCGCCGCCACCAAGCCGUACAAGCGUGUCGAGGAUUCUGUCCUCGCCGUCGCAAUGAGCCUCAUCCUCCUCCUUUUCUUCCUCGGCGCCAAUUGGACCACCAUCUUCCUCCGCAUCGUGGAGCGCUCCGGAACCGAUGAUGCCUCUGCCGUAUUCGGUUUCAGCAAGCUUAACCCGAUCGUCAGCACGAUGAUCGGCCUCGCCGGAGUCGCGCUCUUGGUCUCCCUCGCCGGCGCCGUCGUCGCCGCCCGCCGCACCGCCAAGGUCCCAACGAUCCGCCUUGUCUCCACCAAGCAGCCGCCCGAACUCACCCUCGCGCGGGGCCUCGCCUGGCACCUCUUCCUCUCGCACAUUUGGUCGACUGGUCAAGACACCGUCGGAGUCAUCAAGAGCGAGCUGCAGCUGCUGCUGCCAGGCAUCAAAGUCUUUCUCGACGCGCGCACGCAUGUCGAUGAUCUCAAAGACAUCGGGGCGCUCGAGGAGUACAUCCGGCGCACGCAAAUGAUUCUCUUCUUCCUCUCGCAGGGCUACUUCCGCUCACCGGCGCUCGCACGCCGCCCGGCCACGCCUCCCCAAAGCAGCGCGAGCCGCCGAGCCCCCCCUCGAUACUCCCCGCGGCUCACCCUUCGCUUGUCCAGCAAGCCGCUCGUCCUCGUGCAAGAAGCGGACCCGGCCAAGGGCGGCGGGACGCUGCAGGCGCUGCGCGACGAAUGCCCCGACGAACUGCAGUCGGACAUCUUUGACCAGGGCCGGACGCAGACGACGUGGUAUCGCAUCGAGGAGUUCCAGCGCGUCUCGCUGAAGACCAUCGUCGAGGCGCCGUUAGCGGUGCUCCUCUGCUCGCCCGACUACGUCGGGCAGGACGCCGUCGGCCUCUACGUGCCGGGUGAGCCGCGCAUCCACUCGUUCGCCCUUGCGAAGCCCGUGACGCUCUGGGCCUCGCCGGCCAACGCGGGGUCGGUGGAUCUGGCCAACGAGCUCGCCGCCGCCUUCGCCGGCCUCACCGUCUCCACGGCCGAGGACCGCGGCUCUGUCGCAUCCCGGGCUUCGGGCCGCUUCUCCAGUAUCAUGCGCCGCUCGGCGCCGCGCCGUGCUGGUGACGCGACCCACAUGCUGCUCUACCUCAACGAGGAUACCUUCGUCAGCGACGAGCGGCUGGCAGGGCAGGUCAGGCAGGCGCGCGAGGACAGGCUGCCGAUCGUGAUGGCGCACGAGAACGACCCCGAAAAGGGCGGCGUGUCGCUGGUGCUCUUGGCUAAGGGCCUCGGCGCGACUCCGGCCCGGGCAAGGGUGGACCUCCGCCGUUGGAUGAGCCUCGUCUGCCGCGCCGUUGGCGGCCUCUUCGAACGGACGGUCCGCGGCGGCGGCGGCGACGACGACGGUGGCGACGUCGGCCACGAGACAUCGGCGGGGCAGCAAUCCGUAUAG